This is a messenger RNA of Menidia menidia (Atlantic silverside), 1050 nucleotides long. The record is from the annotation of a GenBank genome assembly. NCBI's taxonomy places the organism in Eukaryota, Metazoa, Chordata, Actinopteri, Atheriniformes, Atherinopsidae.
AUGCAACACCAUCUACAAGCAAACAUUUCUAAGCGGUGCUCGUUACCCCUCUCAUUAGCUGUCUGUUUCCUGUUCGCAGUUGAUCAAAGUAUGUUUGAGAACUCGGUUGCCCAGCAGCAGAGUUCUCAGGCGGCCAGACCGGGUCAGGCGUCCACCCGCCGCUCCACAGCGUCCGCAGCCCCCAGCGCGGGCUCCGGGAACAUGGACUCCCCGUCCUCAGGGGGACAGCAACGGCUGAAAAAUGCCAUCAACCUGGGCAAGGCGGUGGGGGCAAAGGUCAACGACUUGCUGAGAAGAAAAGAGUCCAGCCAUCUGGGCGACAUCGGAGUCACUGAGGUCAACAAGAAUGUGGGUGCUGUGUGGAGCUGCAUGGACCAGCUCAGCCAGGCCUCCGCAAACAGGUACAGGCAGAGCCACAUCUCCUCUUUCGACGCCUUCCCCCGGCUGGAGCCGCCCCCUCCGUCGGGGAAGAAGCGCCUCCCUCGAGCGCUGAAGACGACCCAGGACAUGAUGAUCUCCUCUGACCCAGUGGUAUCCUCCCCGGACCCCGUCGACUCUCCCUCCUUCCUCCCCUCCCCAGAAAAGACGCCUCUGAUUGAAAAGGAGGAGACACAGAGCGGAGAGGAGCGUCGGCAGGUAAACCCAGCGGAGGAGAGCUCCACGGAUAUCACACCUGGCUCAGCAGAGAACAAAGACGCCUCUGGAUCUGAGACGGCCUCGGCCAACAGCGAAGACGACGGAGCGUUGGAAGGAGAGGAUGAAGAAGCAGAGGGAGGCGUGGAGGAACGUCAGCACCCGCCGCAGCUCUCCGUGCCAGACCUCAUCCACAAAGAUCCCCCUCCGGAGUCCAAAGCCAAACCCGGCGACGUGUGGCAGAAGGCGCCCGGGCCAGACGCCCGGCUGGCCUCCACCCCCCGCUCCGGGAAAACGCCGUGCCGCAUCAGCCUGGACGAGGACGUCCUUCUGGGGAACGGCGCCCCCUGCAGCAAAGGCCCGGGAGCCAACGCCGAGGACGCGGAGCCUCAUCCUGACCUGCUGUCGUUUGAGUGA